This is a messenger RNA of Pestalotiopsis fici W106-1, 882 nucleotides long. RefSeq lists its product as uncharacterized. The record is from RefSeq and is a predicted model, not a curated record. The transcript has a single exon. Lineage: Eukaryota; Fungi; Ascomycota; Sordariomycetes; Amphisphaeriales; Sporocadaceae. The coding region runs from base 1 to 882 and encodes 293 amino acids.
AUGUCUCCCGAAUGCACAUACCUACUGGCUAGUGCGCCCUCAAACCUUACUUAUACGCCGUCAGGGCCGAUUCAACUUGGGAAUAUCAUCGCCAAUCCUCUGGAGCCAGCCAAGGUGCUUUCGUCGAUCGACGACAAAGUCGGCCGCGCCUAUAACAAUAAUUUAGAGAAGGAUUUUCAGUUCUCGCAGGGUGGCGGAUUGAAAUUCCAGGGUGGCUUCUGGGCAAAAGUUCUCCAGGCAUUCGGUCUUUCCUUCGACGCCAUCAAUGACAAGCACGAAGCUGUCUCCUACUCUGUCAAGAAAUUGGAAACCCGCACGCUGAAGAGUAUACCCAGGGAGGAGGAGCUUCGAAAGCGAUUCAGUGAGCUCGCUGUCCGCAGACAUCUGAAUUCUGGGCACAGAACUCCCAAGCUGUAUCUGAUCUGUGGGCUCAAGGUUGCAUAUGGUAUGACAGUUUGCACGGACAGGGCUCACGACCGAGGCGGCGGUGUUCAAGCUGAGGUUCCGAUCCCCGCAGAUGGAAUUGGUCUGGCGGCAAGUGUUGGAGCGGGUAUUCAACUGAAUCGACAAAGGCAACGGGUUAUGCGGUUCGAAGCCGAAGGGCCAGUAGUCCUGGCGUAUGAGCUGCUUGUCAUACGCGUCCGAAAGCGACGGGACCAAGGGAUCGACAUUGAUUCAUAUAAACCAAGAGGAGCAUUUUUGCACGGCGACGACGACGACGGGAGCGAGGAUGAUGUAUUGUCUGAACAGGAUAGUGGAUAUUCUGGAGACGAUACUGAGAUCGAGACAAGUACAGUAGAAAGGGCGGAUCUUGACAAAUGGGCAAAAGGCUUCUGGAUCACGAAUGAAGACGGGCAGGAGACCAUAGUCGACCGUACUUGA